GUUCACGUUCGACGCUGCUUUUGGGUCGCAGUCCACGCAGCAGCAAGUGUACGACACCGCCGCCACGGCCAUCGUGGAAGCUGUGAUGGACGGGUACAAUGGCACGAUCUUUGCAUACGGCCAGACGGGGGCGGGCAAGUCGCACACGAUGGAGGGGUACCCUGACCCCCCCGACCAGCGCGGGAUCAUCCCGAACUCGUUCAAGCACAUUUUUGACAAGGUGGCAAUCACGAAAAAGAAACAAGUGCUUGUGCGUGCGUCGUACUUGGAAAUCUACAACGAAGAGAUCCGCGAUUUGCUCUCCAAGGACCCCAAAGCUAGCCUUGACCUCAAGGAGAACGUCGACUCGGGUGUGUACGUCAAGAACCUGACCGCCCAAGUCGUCAAGGAUGCCGCCGAGAUCGACGCCGUGAUGCAGCAAGGCAAGAAGAACCGCAGCGUGGGGGCCACCAUGAUGAACCAAACGUCGUCGCGGUCGCACUCUCUGUUUACGAUUGUCGUCGAGUGCUUGUCCGACGGAAUUGAUGGAAAAGACCACGUGUGCGUUGGCAAGCUCAACUUGGUCGACUUGGCCGGGAGCGAGCGGCAAAGCAAGACGGGGGCAACGGGGGACCGGCUGCAGGAAGCCAACAAGAUCAACUUGUCGCUGUCGGCGCUGGGAAAUGUUAUUUCAGCUCUAGUCGACGGCAAGUCCAAGCACAUUCCUUACCGCGACUCGAAGCUCACGCGGCUGCUGCAAGAUUCGCUGGGGGGCAACACCAAAACGGUCAUGAUUGCCAACUGCGGGCCGGCCGACUACAACUACGAGGAGACGCUCACAACUUUGCGGUACGCGAGCCGCGCCAAGCAGAUCAAAAACAAACCCAAGAUCAACGAAGACCCCAAGGACGCCAUGAUUCGUGAAUUCCAAGAAGAAAUUGACGCGCUCAAGGCAAAGUUGGCGUCGUUUGCAAAUGGAAACACAACUGGGGGGGAUGGCGGGGGGACGGCGACGACAAUGUGCAUGUUGCAAGCCCCGCCAACCGUGGAAGUAGUGGAGAAGGUGGUGGAAAAGGUGAUUGUGGAGAAGGGCAUCAGCGAAGAAGAGGCCCAGAAGAUUGCGGACAAGGCCAAGCAGGAAAUUGGCGCUGUGCGGAAACAAGCGGCGGAGGAGCUGAGUGCGGCGGUGAAAGACAACGCGCUGGCCGAGCACAACAAGCGCGAGAUGGAGCUCAAGCUCGAAAUGGAGCAAAAACAGCAAGAGGAAAUGGUCAAACAGCAACGCGCGCUGCUUGUCAAGCUCGAGUCGAUGGAAGCAAAGCUGCUCGUGGGCGGUGAAAUCAUGAACAAAGCGGCCCAGCAAGAGGACGAGUUGCGCAAAACCAAACUCGAGUUGGAAGAACGCAAGCACCAAGAACUCAAGCUGGCCAGGGAACUAGCCGAACGCGAAGAAGCCAACUUGAUGAAAGAAGAAAAGUACCAAUCGCUGCAAGAAGAAGCCGAGGCCAAAACGAAAAAGCUCAAAAAGGUGUUUGGCAAGGUCAAGGAAGUGCUGGCGGAUAUCAAACAAAUGGAAAAAGCGCACGGACGGGUAUGUAUUUCAUCAUAUUUCGCAUGGCGCCGCUGUAUCGAAGUGAUCCUCCUCUCAUAUAGGAACGCGAAGAUUUGCUCGAUACGAUCCGAGAACUCACGGCGCAGUUCAAGCUCAAGACCCUCGUGCUCGAGUACUUUAUGCCGCGAGAAGCCGCGACGGCACUCGAAAAUGCUGCGCACUGGGACGACGAGGACGACAACUACCGCCUCGACCAUGUGGAACUAUCAGGCAAUGCACUUCGCCCGCGACAACGCCCUGCGUCGGCUAGUGGCCUCCGACGUCCAGAAACUGCCUCGGAAAAGCCCCGCAAGAAGUACGUGUCCAAUGAGGAAGAGCAUGGGGGCCUCGAGGUUGAAGUGCACGUGGAGCGGAACCAAUACUUGGUGUACACAUCCGAUGACGAAGGCGACGGGUACGCGCUAGCCGAAGACAAAAUCGUCAACCCCCCGGUGGCCACGACGGCCAAAGACCGACCGAAAACCUCCAAAAAGUCGUCGAAAAAGCCCAAAGAUGGCAGCACGACGAGCAAUAGUACCAGUGGAAGCAGCACCAAACGCCCUGAAACAGCGAAAAAGCGUGAAAAACGCGAAAAGUCCUGAUCGCCCGCCUCUGUUGUGAAAGAAAGUGUUCGUACUGCCUGUAGUCUAGCCCAAGUAGCUCUCCGUAUAAAUCGAAUUCCAUCGUCCUUGGCAUAGCUAAGUAGAAGUCAAAAUAUAUUACAGUAGUAUAUCGAACCAAUGAU
This is a messenger RNA of Aphanomyces astaci, 2315 nucleotides long. RefSeq lists its product as hypothetical. The record is from RefSeq and is a predicted model, not a curated record. Bases 86 to 1996 code for a protein of 636 amino acids. The transcript is spliced from 10 exons. Lineage: Eukaryota; Oomycota; Saprolegniomycetes; Saprolegniales; Verrucalvaceae. Gene Ontology annotation, biological process: microtubule-based movement. Gene Ontology annotation, molecular function: microtubule motor activity; ATP binding; microtubule binding.